AUGACUUUCAGGAAAACACCACCAACAGCUGAAUCAACUCUGCUAGCUUCAGAACACAAGGUAGAAAGUAAAAGAUCAUACUGCAGCAUGAUAAAUCCUACACUAGAAAUUUGUGGGAAAUCUCCAGUUGGUGUGCUUGCAGCUACCCAGAAGUCUACUAUUUCCCUGGAUCCCCCGUGGAAUAGAAUAUUUAGAGGCGAGAGUGUGAAACUUAUAUGUAACAGACACAAGUCCCCUGAAGUCACGUUGACUAGGUGGUUCCACAAUGACACCAUUUUAUCAAAGACAAAUUCAAGUCUGGACAUCACGAAUGCUGGCCAACAGGACAGUGGAGAAUACACGUGUCAGAAUGGAAAAUAUAACUUGAGCAAACCUGUGUUCCUGGAAGUCUUCAGUGACUGGCUGCUCCUUCAGGUCUCUGCUGAUGUGGUGACAGAGGGUAAGCCCCUCUUCAUCAGGUGCCACAGUUGGAAGAACUGGUAUGCCUACAAAGUGAUCUACUACAAGGAUGGCAAAGCCUUCAAGUACUGGUAUGAGAACCACAACAUCUCCAUUGCUAAGGCUACACUCAAGGACAAUGGCACCUAUCACUGUGAGGGCAGCAUUCAGAAGUUGAAGCAUACCUCUAAUUCUGUCACCAUUACUAUAAAAACUCAAAUUAACAACCACUGGAUACAAUUUUUUGUCCAGUUGCUGGUGGUGAUCCUGUUUACUGUGGACACAGGGUUGUUUAUCUUGACCCAGCAGCAAUUCAAAUUGUUCUUGGAGAUUAAGAGGACCGGAAAAGGCAACAAACGUCUGGAUCCAAAAUGUAAACUAGACUUCAAAGAGAAAUGA
Messenger RNA from Orycteropus afer afer, 837 nucleotides. NCBI's taxonomy places the organism in Eukaryota, Metazoa, Chordata, Mammalia, Tubulidentata, Orycteropodidae. The record is from RefSeq and is a predicted model, not a curated record.